Messenger RNA from Sporothrix brasiliensis 5110, 1326 nucleotides. RefSeq lists its product as uncharacterized. The transcript has a single exon. The record is from RefSeq and is a predicted model, not a curated record. Bases 1 to 1326 code for a protein of 441 amino acids. Lineage: Eukaryota; Fungi; Ascomycota; Sordariomycetes; Ophiostomatales; Ophiostomataceae.
AUGUUCGCCCACGUCCUCACUGUGGCCCUCGUGGCCCUUCUCUCGGCUUCCCCCGUUCUGGCUCACAUGACUCUGGCCUCGCCUGUUCCCUUUGGCAACCCGACCACGUCUCCCCUCAACUCGGACGGCUCCAACUAUCCUUGCCAGAUUGUCGGCUCGGCUUCCACGUUCUACGCCGACUCCGCCUCGUCUGCCAACAACACCAUGGCCUUGGGCGCCACCCAGACCCUCAGCUUCCACGGCAGCGCCGUGCACGGCGGCGGCUCCUGCCAGCUGGCCCUGACCACGGACCUGCAGCCCUCCGCGUCCACGUCGUGGCAGGUCAUCCUGAGCAUCGAGGGCGGCUGCCCUACCACCGACGGUAGUGGCCCCAGCACCUACGACUACACCAUCCCGGACUCCAUUGCCCCCGGCAAGUACGUCUUUGCAUGGACCUGGAUCAGCAAGCUGUCUGGCGCCCCCGAGUACUACAUGAACUGUGCGCCGGUGACCAUCACCGGCAAGGCCGCCAAGCGCGAUGCCAUUGAGGCGCGUGGCGGCAGCGCGUCGUCUUCGUCGUCUUCGUCGUCGGCCCUCCCCAACCUGUUUGUCGCCAACCUAGCCUCCAUCAACAGCUGCAAGACCACCACCAGCACCGACCCCGUCUACCCCGACCCCGGCCCGAACCUGCUGAAGCCCAGCAAGAUGACGACCAACUUCCAGCCGCCCUCUGGAACCGACUGCUUCCCACGGGGUGCCUCGUCGAACUCGUCUUCUGGCUCUGGCUCUGGCUCUGGCUCUGGCUCUGGCUCGUCCAGUGUCGCUGCUGGCUCUGCCUCUAGCGCCGCUCCCGUUGCCGCCUCCUCUUCCAAGGCCACCUCGGUGGCCGUUCCUGCCACUACGCUGACCACACGGACAAAGUCGGCAUCCUCGUCUGCUACCGGCACUGCCAAUAGCACCGCCAAUGGCACCGCCACGGCCACGGGCGGCGUCUUUGUCACCGUCUCCACGGGCGCCCCGGGCGCUACCGGAGCCAGCCACACUGCGUCCGGCACGACGCCAUCCACCACCCUGGCCUCGGCUGCUUCGCCCGCGUCGGCUGCUCCCAAGGCGUCUGGUUCUGCCUCGUCUUCGGGCUCUGGUGGUGGUCUCAGCGGUGCCUGCACGACCGAGGGCAUGUUCAACUGCAUCGGCGGUACCCGGUUCCAGCAGUGCGCUUCCGGCACGUGGACGGUUCUUCAGGCCAUGCCUGCCGGCACCAAGUGUCAGGACGGCCAGAGCACGACGCUCUGGGCUCGCAGUGAGAUCACCUCGCCCAAGCGCCUCCGUCGUGCCCGCCGGCUGUAG